AUGGAGGCCGAAAGCGAGGAGCUGGUCGCCCUGCAAGCGGCGACGGACGUGUCAGCGUCAUCGACGCCAACCGAGAACCAUAACCACAACAGGAUUCGCAGGAGGAACGUGCUCGAGUCUGCGACCAAGACGGACGGUUCGGCGGCGACGACGAGCGACACGGAGCGCGAUCACGUGCCUCUCGUGAUCCUGCCCGACCGCACGAAAGCGUGGCGCGACGGUGUCGCGCCGCGGAUACCGGAUCUCGUCGCCGACGUGGCCGACAAGCAGCGGAACGGCGUGCUGACAUCCCACGACGAACAUCACGGCGGCACGGCGAUCGCGGACGGCGGGAUCCUCACGAGUCGCGAGAGGAUGAAGAUGAGCGUUAUCCGCAGCAGCAUCGCCAAUCCGGAUUUUACGUUAGGAGAGCUAAGACUGCUCGGCUGCAGCAGCGAGGGCUUCGUUAAUGAUGAUGUACGAAGGGUAUUGUGGCCGAAACUCUUGCGACUGGUACAAUUGGAUGAGCUCGCACCUGUUAACGGAUUAGAAACUGUGCAUACUUACAUACCAAAUGAGAUUUAUCAGCAGAUACUAAAAGAUGUGGCACGUAGCGGCAGUCAUAUCUCACAGAAUGCAACAGAAAAAGAGACAGAAAGCUUCCAAGAGCAGUUAACUCAGCUUAUGUGCUGGGUACUUCAUAGACAUUCCCAAUUGAAUUACUACCAGGGAUACAAUGACGUGGCGGCGACUGUGUUACUCGUGAUGGGAUUACAAACAGGCUUGUAUGUGCUUGAGAGUAUCUCGUUGGAAUUCUUGGAAAGAUUCAUGGAAAAGACUAUGGAAAAAGUGAAUCAGGAAUUAUUCUAUAUAUUUGCAUUGCUGGAAAGAGUACACCCUACCCUUUUGGAACAUUUAGAAAAUGUAGAACUGUUUCCACACUUUGCUCUGGCUGAAUACACAACGUGGUAUGCACACAAAUAUGCAGAAAAUCGAAAAUUGUUGCAUAGACUAUUUGAUUUUUUCCUGGGUAGUCCCCCAUUCAUGCCUCUCUAUUUGAGUACAGUAAUUGUUGCACAUAGAGCUACAGAAAUCUUCAAUACUACACCCGACAUGGGACACACACAUAAGAUAUUAUGUACGUUACCAGACGACUUGCCGUUUGAGAAUCUUUUAGUAGAAGCAAAGAAUUUAUAUCGACAAUAUCCUCCUGAAUCUAUCAGUAAUGAUGUCAAGGAUUACGAUCAUAAGAGAAAGAUUAAAGAGCAAGAGUGGAAGGCAAAGGCGGAAGCGAGCCGUCAGGAGAGAGAGAGACAACGGAAAUUAAAAAUUGUCCAGUCAACACCAAGAAUAUCUUAUCGCAUUAGAAGUUAUAAGACUAUUACUGUUGUCACUAUUUUAGCUUUGGGAAUAUAUGCUUUCAUAAGAUCCUCGACAGGGCUUAACUGACAUUAGGAGAUAUUAUUUGUUGUAAAAAAAAUAGAAUUUUUAACUAUUUUCUAAAGUAGAAGUCCUGUACUUCUUGAUAUGUCAGCUUUGAUUUGACAUAUUUGAUAUAUACUGAGAUUUGGGAUAAGAAUUUAAAAAUAUAGGAUUGUAUAAGAGCGAGCACCAAAGAAAUGAAGGGGCAAGAAAUAUGUGUUGCUAGGAAUAAUUGAAAGGUUUAGUUAUCAGUAUUUGAACAAAUUUGUUCGAGGACACACGAGUCAAAGUCUUGUGCAUUCCUACGCUGCCUUUAUGCUGUGUUCUGGAGGCUGACCUGAAUUUUUUAAUAUGUUAAAAAAGAAUCAACUAUAUGGAAAUUUAUAGGAAAGCAACAAUUUAAACUGUUCAAAAUUACUAAAAGUUUAAAUAGUUAAAUUGGGCAUCUAAUAAAACGUAUAUAAGCUUUUGUGUGUAAUAUAUAUGUUUAUAUGUUAUGAUCUGUGAUUAGAAAAAAAUUUUAUCUAUUUAUAAUUACAUCUAAAAGAAGAAAAAUUAUGAUAAUUAAUCGUUAUGAUCAAUAAAAACAUUUUAUUUGUUAACAACAUUCAUUUAUUGUCAUUUUUAAUGAUGAGUUUCUUCUUUAUAGUAGUUUUUACAAUACCAUUUUGUUUUAGAAAUGUAUAUUUAAUUAUGUCAUUUAGUUGAUUAAGUUUGAUGACACUCGAUAAAAGAUUACAAUAUCAAUGUUUACAUUUCACAUAAGAUAUUUAUUAUUUUUCACCAUUUUGUACAUAAAUAUAAUUUUGUAGAAACUUUUACUGUGCUCUGAUAAGUGUUUAUUCUAAAUAUAAGUCUAUGUGUGUUUACGGAUUUAUUUAUACCAAAAGAUGCAAGAUUACAUUUACCAAGAAAAUUGUGGAUAUUACCAAGAAAAUUGUGAAGUUGUAAAUAUUUUAUAAAUUUGAAAAAUGUGUUUGUUGAGAAGACUUCUCUUUCCUAAGAGAAUGCUUCUUACAUCAAAUUUCUUGAGUCUUAAUAAUAUAUUAAUAAUAUAAUAUAUUAUUAUAAGUAUUUACAACACACACACAUGGCAAUUAUAAAUCAAUGUAAAUAUAAUAUUAGGAUAUAUUUACAAUACAAUGGAGUUCCGACUAGCAGACUAUGAAUCUGAGAGAUUUCAUUGUUAUUCUAAUGUGCUAUACCAGCCACUAAAAAAAUAUGUUGCUGUACAGAUGUGCGCGCGCGCUUGUGUGUGUGUGUGUGUGUGUGUGUGUGUGUGUGUGUGUGUGUGUGUGUUAUACUAUAUAUCGCUAGUCAUUUUAACUUAUUUUUUGUUAUGAGAUCAUAAAAAUUGAUAAUACUAAAUAUAUAAAUAUAUACGCAUGAGGAGAAAAAGUAUUAUAUUUAUAGAAAAUGAGAGGAUAGCCAGUUAAAUGUUGAUAUUUAGAACAUUUUUGUAAUUGCACCACUUUAUAAUAUUCCCAAUUGAUAUUUGCUGAUAUAUUAAUGUAAUGAUAUAUUUUAAUGAAUGUAGUUAAUAAAAAUAUAUUUUCAAU
Monomorium pharaonis (pharaoh ant) is the source of this 2960-nucleotide messenger RNA. RefSeq names its product TBC1 domain family member 20. Gene Ontology annotation, biological process: positive regulation of GTPase activity; endoplasmic reticulum to Golgi vesicle-mediated transport. Lineage: Eukaryota; Metazoa; Arthropoda; Insecta; Hymenoptera; Formicidae. The coding region runs from base 1 to 1428 and encodes 475 amino acids. The record is from RefSeq and is a predicted model, not a curated record. Gene Ontology annotation, molecular function: GTPase activator activity. Gene Ontology annotation, cellular component: endoplasmic reticulum membrane. The transcript has 5 exons.